Molecule: messenger RNA, 2868 nt
Organism: Lodderomyces theae
Lineage: Eukaryota; Fungi; Ascomycota; Pichiomycetes; Serinales; Debaryomycetaceae
Exons: 1
Coding region: 1-2868 (955 amino acids)
Source: RefSeq, a predicted model, not a curated record
AUGAAAUCGUUUAUAAAACAACCUAAAAAGAAUGAUUCUACUACUUCAUCAAGCGACAAUGCUAAGCAUGCACAACCUAGCGCAAAUUUUCGCACAACAACGUUUGAAAGUAUGACCCCACCCACAGCCAACCAUCACAAGUUUACUCCGACUUCGUCCCCAAAGAUGCAGCAAUUCCCGCAAUAUACACCACCUACCAAUGUUCAUUUGUCCUCGACGACUACGAAUUCGCCGAAAAAGUUGUUAACGCCAAUAAAGAACUUGUUUUCGUCAACAAAAUCAGCAGGGCCAACACCAAACUCAAAUGAUAAUUUACAAAGUCUAAUGGUGAACGGGGCUUCCCCAAGAGAGUCGAAAACUUCUCGGUUGAAGAAGCAUAUACGGAGCAGAAGCAAUGCGUCGAUCCCCACUCUUCACGACAUGAUGAAACCACCUGCAAGAAUGAGUGGAGACACCAGACUCAAACUGACUGUGUCUUCUCCUUCACUUCAAGAAUUAGAUACUAAAUCGAUGAAGCCACUUCUAGAAAAGGGCCAAAAUGAAGCUUCUACUGUUGCAUAUCCUCUAGAAAUUGUCGAAGUGCCGCCUGUCACGGCAAAUCUUAACGGUCUUGGCCCGCCUAUACUUUUGAGUAGAGGUUCAAGUAAGAACUUUAGUAUUGCAUCUUCGGCAGAGAAUGACCAAUUUCACGCCAAGCAAGUCUUUUUGGAUGCAAAAUCUGUAUCGUAUAUCAAUGACAAAGAGAAUUCGAGAACAAGCCGCAGUGGAGAAUCUAGCGAGAGUUCCGAUGACAAUUACGAUUCCGACGACGAUGAUAGGGACGAUGACGACAAUUCUUCCCAGUUUUCAUUUGUGCAAGAUAUGAAAGCCGGACGAAACACUUCGGUCAAAUACUACAAAACAAAUGUUAGUAAACCAAAGUUGGAGCAAGCUUUGGCCCUGAACUCAUUUGACGAGAAUGAUUUGGGUGGUGACGCUGAAGAUAUGAUGGAUUAUGACUUUGAAAACAAUGGUUUAGGCGAGGAUGACGAGGAAUAUGAUGACUAUAACGAAUUUGACGGAGAAAAUGCCGCGUACAAUGAUAUGUUUCUGAAUGAGGAUAUAAAGUCCUGCACUAUUUCUAACUCUCGUGACAAGCAACAACAUCACGAGCUGGAUAAUCUCAGUCACGAUGCUCUUGCAAAACCCCCAUUGCCAGCCAUGGAUCCUACGUUUGGCGAUAUCUCCAAAAGUUUCUCCCCCGAAACAAAGUUUAGAGAGCUUACUUGUGGGUAUGAGUUCCCUCCUCAUUCAACAUUCAACACCUCGCAUCACUUGUCGAUACAAGGUCCUCCUAGACUGGAGAGUCACGAUUUACCUUCGAGUCCUAGAAGGGCUAGUGUUGAAGAUGAUAUUUUGGAAAACUAUUUAGAUCGGAGCACUCUGAAUUCCAUUCACUCAAACAUCAACACCAGUGGGGACCUUCAAUCACCUUUGGUUCCUCAUGACAACCAGUUUGAGCUUUAUGAUGUUAGCAGCCCGGUCAUAAAUGGACUCACCAUCGGUCAUAACUUGAGUCAUCGCUCUGGUCGAAAGGGGCAAAAUCCAAACAGAUCCUUAAUUCAUCGUAAUCCGGUCAAUGUUUCUAGCAACCAACUCCUGAAUAAUGGCGAGCCUGAAAACAUCAAUCCAGAAACAGAGCAAUUUAUAGCUUCUUUCCACGGUUCCUUUGAUGAGGGUUUGAACAACAAGAUUAAAGGCAAAGUAGACGACUUUGAAAGUUGGCAAAAGCUUCGGCGCCAAGAGGUGCUCACCAAUUCCACUGAUGAGAUCCAAUCCAUGAGAGCCGGAUCCUGUGCAACGCUCAUUAGUGGCUCUGGUUCUUGUAAUACUUCGACUGGACUUACAAAUAAUGAUGGAAGCUGCUCAGUCAAAGAGGAUCAAGAACAAAUCAAUGCGGCCAACAAUGGUGAAACUAGAUCCCAAAAUCGUAGCUCAGUGGCUGAAAUGAUGGGGCUUUUAUCUAGCUUGGAGCUUAGUAAUCCAGCCAAAGGUGAAGCUGGGACAGCACAUGACUCCGGUAACCGUCGAGAGAGAAAUUCAGUAGCUGAAAUGAUGGGGCUUCUAUCCAGCUUAGAGCCUAGUCAUGGGGUUGUUGGUACCACGGAAUUAGCUCCUGAGGUUGACAACAAAAAGGUUCGAAGCUCGGUAGAUGUCAUGAUGAACUUUUUAGCCUCAGUUGGAGACAGUGAUAAUACUGUUGACAAUGAAAAAUCAAACAACAGCAUCAAACCCCAGCCAACACAUGAUCCUUCCAACCUCGCUGAUUUUCAGGAAAGCAAACGCGAUACGCACCAAGACUGGAGCGUGAAAAGAAAACCAUCCUUCAAGCGCUAUUCAUGGUUCAGUAGCCAGGAGAGCUUGACUAUGAAAGGUGUCGACCCCACCGACGACACAAUGAAACCACCACCCUUAGAUCAAGAUGUAUUGGAUGAGAUAAACCGGAUACCGAUGGACUUUGAUUACGAAGAGCACGACAAUAUCAAGGGUGCUGCUUCAGGUGUCAAUUCCAUGACAAUGGGCUUUGAAAGGUCAAAUUCGUACAACAGGAAACCGAGGAGAGUAUUAUUACUGAAUCAAGCAAAGUCGAAUAAGAUAGAGACUUCUGGUAAGACGGUUACGUUUUACGAUAAAACCAAACGGCCCUCUCCUGCAGCACCCCCGGAUUUUAGUAGGGUGAAAAACACAAACGUGAGCCGAGGUCUGUCUUUCCGCUCUGUUAAUUCAAUCACAUCUGUUACUGAAGAGAACGAGAAUGAAGAGGACGUGAAGGACGAAGGAACUGCUCUGAUUCCCGUGCAUGUCAAAAUAGGAAGAUUCAGCAGCUGA